This is a messenger RNA of Volvox carteri f. nagariensis, 477 nucleotides long. RefSeq lists its product as uncharacterized. The record is from RefSeq and is a predicted model, not a curated record. Bases 1 to 477 code for a protein of 158 amino acids. NCBI's taxonomy places the organism in Eukaryota, Viridiplantae, Chlorophyta, Chlorophyceae, Chlamydomonadales, Volvocaceae. The transcript is spliced from 3 exons.
AUGAACUCCGGGAAACGCGGCGGCCCCGGCGGCAACCAGCGGCCCCAGCAGCCGCAGCGCCGCUCGAUGUCCUACCUCACACGCCGCCGCGAGCGUGUCGGGAUCCAAACACAACGGGUGGCACCCGGCAGUGUGGUCCGGGUAAAGCGGCAACAGGUAGGCGCCCAUCGUACGCCGGAAUUCGUGGGGGCAGCAGCGCAGCGCCGAAACCAGCCGUUCGUCCAGCAUGGCAGGAGAGUGCGAUUCCGCGGCACCGGCGGCACGCCAGGCGUCUCGCAUGUACGGCGCGUUGAGGACCGUAUUCUUAGCCAAGACCUUAAAACCCGGAAAGUAAUUGAUGUUGAUGAUGAGGUGAUUGUUUGGUUGGGGGAAAUGGGCGGGACAGGACAGGGCAGGACAGGAUCGGGGGGGGGGGGUCAUGCAGACACAAAGGUAAAAAAAGCUGUCAGCCAGGAACAGAAGCUCACCAAGCUCUAG